Molecule: messenger RNA, 1002 nt
Organism: Coccomyxa subellipsoidea C-169
Lineage: Eukaryota; Viridiplantae; Chlorophyta; Trebouxiophyceae; Coccomyxaceae
Product: putative mitochondrial carrier protein
Exons: 8
Coding region: 1-1002 (333 amino acids)
Biological process (GO): transmembrane transport
Source: RefSeq, a predicted model, not a curated record
AUGCAUUGCAGGUUGGACAAGAGAAAGUUUCUGAUCAUGGGAGCCGGCAUAUUCUCGGGCCUGACAACAUGCCUUUUUCCAUUAACAGUCAUAAAGACGAGACAAAUGGCAGUUGAAGGUGCCCCUGCAGGUUUCAAGGUCGCCAGGCAGAUUCUAGCCAGCGAUGGCGUGCGUGGACUGUACAGAGGCUUUGGAACAGUGAUCAUCGGCGUCAUUCCUGCUCGAGGGGUGUACCUGACCACACUGGAAGCCACAAAGAGCUGGAGCCUAGAUACAGCAGCGAGGAUAGCUCCCAGUGAGGCAGGCCAAGCGGGGCUCUCCAAUCUGUUCGCCGGGGCUGUCGCCUCGCUCGUCACACAGUCAGUCAUUGUGCCCAUCGAUGUGGUCAGCCAGCGCCUCAUGGUGGCAGGUGAGCCUGCCAGCAGCAUGGGGACUGCAUCGAUCAGCGGGCAGGGGGGCGCAGCGGUGGCGGCGGUGGGGGCCCCCCCGCGCAUGAACGGGGUCCGCAUGGCGCGCCACGUCAUCGCGACGGAGGGUGUGUUGGGCCUGUACCGCGGCUUUGGCAUGAGCGUGGCCACAUUCGUGCCCUCCUCGGGCAUCUGGUGGGGCUCCUACGGCGCCUUCCAAAAACUCGUCUGGCACCAGGUCAGGCCGCCCUCUCCACACUUUGCUAGUGCUCUAACACGGAUACCACAUGGGCCCAGUGAGGUGAUGGCGGUGCAGACAGCUUCCGCGCUGAUGGCAGGCCUCUCCUCAGCAACCCUCACCAACGGCCUGGACGUUGUGAAGACCCGCCUGCAGGUGGCGGAGCGUGUGAGCGGGCGGGAAAGAGCGACGUUCCGCAGCGUUGCAGCGCAGCUUGUGAAGGAAGAGGGGCUCAGGGGAUUUUCCAGGGGGUUGCUACCGCGCAUUGCCAACACUGCUCUGUGGGGGACAUGCAUGGUGACGGCCUACGAAUUUCUCAAACGAACCUGCGCGCUGCCAGAACCUGUGGACCGAUGA